This is a messenger RNA of Drosophila biarmipes, 800 nucleotides long. RefSeq lists its product as uncharacterized. The record is from RefSeq and is a predicted model, not a curated record. Gene Ontology annotation, molecular function: tubulin binding. NCBI's taxonomy places the organism in Eukaryota, Metazoa, Arthropoda, Insecta, Diptera, Drosophilidae. The transcript has a single exon. Gene Ontology annotation, cellular component: cytoplasm; prefoldin complex. The coding region runs from base 136 to 732 and encodes 198 amino acids. Gene Ontology annotation, biological process: tubulin complex assembly; microtubule-based process; protein folding.
UAUUCACUUGAAUUGUAAAUUAACUCUUUUUCUAUUGUAAAAUUAUGAAAUUUAAAAAGUCGUCAGUAGAGAAUAGCGUAUUAAGUCAAUUUAUUUAAAUAUCUCAUGUACCAAACUACUUGAAAAUUAUAGAAAAUGUUUGCAUUCAUGGAAAAUAUUGUGAAGCCGCCUCUUGGCCACCGAAAGUCGUACGUGCCCAUCCCAGAAGCCAAGUUAAUAGGGGAUGUGGAGAGACACGUUGCCCAGCCGGAGUUCUCUUCGGAUGUCCAAGUGGCCAUAAAGCUGCAACGCAUAUUCUACUUGCAGUACAACGAGCUGGCUGCCAAGUUGGAGUCUGAUCUCGCUGCGGUGCUAGCCCGCUUGGAAGCUGCCAAGAACAACUUGGAGCUGGUGAAGAAGUUCGUGGACCAUCCAGACGAGGAGUUCCAGAGCCUGAUGCAAGUGACCCCGGGAGUAUUCAGAUGGGUGACCGUGCUGCCAGUGGAAAAGGUUACGCUCCAAGUGGGCACGUCACUGCGAAUGAAGUUUGGUCUGCCCGAGGCCGAGGAGUUCAUUAGAAAGGACAUCACAAGCCUGGUGAAGCAGCAGCUGCAGCAUGAGCACGAUAUUGACUAUCUGCAGGAUCAGGUCAACGCAAUCGAGAUGAAUCUGGCUUUUUUGUAUAAGCAUGCUAUCGACAAGCAAAAGCGAGUUAUAGAAGGAGGCUUGGCAGGGCCUUCUACUGGUCCUUAGUAUUUAUUGUUUAAAAGGGAUCUUAAAAAAUGUUCGUUGCAUACCAAUAAAAUUAAUUAAGCGUUAAA